Perkinsus marinus ATCC 50983 is the source of this 294-nucleotide messenger RNA. RefSeq lists its product as hypothetical. The record is from RefSeq and is a predicted model, not a curated record. The coding region runs from base 1 to 294 and encodes 97 amino acids. Lineage: Eukaryota; Perkinsozoa; Perkinsida; Perkinsidae. The transcript is spliced from 2 exons.
AUGGAGGGCCACCAAGCGAGACAAGAGAUGGCAUCUUUAGCUUGUGGGAACGCCCGAUGGCUGUCGGCCUCAUGCCCGGCCCACUACCUUCCCGAUAGGGACAACCGGGACGAUAACCUCGCCAUGCAAAGUGACGUCGGUUAUGACCUUUACGAGACCAUCUGUGAAGGUAACCAGUCCAAGGGAUUUGGCUUCCUGCGACGUGCGGGUGAUAUCUUCACCACUGCCGAAGUGGGCAUGCCACGCGCUCAGAGUGUCCCCAUGGACACGAGUGUUCCCAUCGGACGAUUGUAA